Rhizoctonia solani is the source of this 525-nucleotide messenger RNA. RefSeq names its product 50S ribosome-binding GTPase. The transcript has a single exon. Bases 1 to 525 code for a protein of 174 amino acids. The record is from RefSeq and is a predicted model, not a curated record. NCBI's taxonomy places the organism in Eukaryota, Fungi, Basidiomycota, Agaricomycetes, Cantharellales, Ceratobasidiaceae.
AUGGUAUUGAUUUUUGCAGGACCCCUGAUCCUAGGUGCACAGAUGGCCCGUCACUACAAUACACAGGUGUCGGCCCAUGAUAUCAUUCGACUGUUACCUCGGGAGCCUACCAUGCCAAAAGUUGCCAAGGAGAUCAAAGAUGAAAACCGAAAACUAGAAGAAACGGCCGCUGGUAUAGCUCUUGGGCAUGGCUUACAGGACGAGAUCAAGAAGCUCAAUGAACGGAUUAAGACGAUACAGGAAGAGCACGCCCGGGUCAUUGCAGAGAUCAACACAAAAUUCCAGAAUCAACUCACAGAACAAGAGAAGGUAGCGCGGCAACGGCACCAGUCGAUGGAGAAUUUGCUCAAAGAACAGGAGCGGAAAGUACAGGAAGAGCGGGAAUCGUUGCUGGGCCAAGUAAAGUCAUUGAAAGAAGGGCACCAAGAAAAAGAAAAAGACUGGAGGGAGCAAUUACAAGCUCUCCUUGCUACGAUGACUCAAAAUAUGGUCCGAAACGAUGUUGCGCCUAGACUCGAACCAUAA